AUGCUAACAAAUUCAGCGACAACUGACAACGAUGAUUUCAUGAAAUGCAUCGUUUACACGGAUAAAUUUCGUGAUCCAUCAAUGGAUAUUCGUGUAACUGUACCAUUUGCAAUUGCAUAUUUACUUAUAUUCAUCUUAGGAGUAAUUGGGAAUGUUUUGGUAGUAUGUCUUACUUUAUCGCAUCGAAAACUUCAAACAGUACAAAAUAUGUUUAUAUUGAAUUUAGCUAGUGCCGAUUUAGUUGUAUGUAUUUUUUCACUUCCAAUUACACCGGUUGCUAAUGUUUACAAAAAUUGGUAUUUUGGCUCGGCAAUGUGUCAUGGACUUCCAUGGAUGCAAGGAAUUGCGGUAUUCAUUGGUACCUUCAGUUUGUGUGCUAUAUCCGUUGAUAGGUAUAUUAUGGUAAUUCUACCAACGAGGAGGAUUAUUAAUAAAACUCGCUCGAAAUAUAUAACAAUUAUUCUUUGGACAUUAUCAAUAAUUUCAACGCUUCCAUAUGCAAUGUAUAUGGAUCUUAUUGUUGUUGAUGGAAUUUGUGGCCAAUUUUGUACUGAAAAUUGGCCAAGCUCACGUUUAAGAAGUGUAUAUACGAUAUUUGUUUUUGUGGUACAAUUCGUAAUUCCGUUAACAAUUAUGUUCAUUUGUUAUUAUUAUAUUUUUGCUGAAUUGCGAAAAAGGACAUCAAAAAAGAUUAUGCGUUUAAAAGAACGUUCAAUGGCUAUGGCAUCAGCAGGUUUAGUAGAGAAUCCCAAUAAUAAUAUACUGGAUUGCAAGAGAAAUUUUGGUAGUAAUGCUUUUAAAGAAAAUCAUGAUCGUUUACGAAAUGAAUUAUUAGCAAAUGCUAGGCGUAAUACAAUAUUACUUGUUAGUAUGGUUGUAUUAUUUGCCGUUUCUUGGCUACCACAUAAUAUUGUUUCAUUAUUAAUGGAAUUUGAUGAAAGCUUAUUUGAGCGACACGAUGGUGUCAACAUUAUUUAUCUCAUCAAUUUAUUCACUCAUUGGGUAGCAAUGGCAAAUAAUGUUUGGAAUCCAAUUUUAUACGCACUACUAAAUCCGUUAUUCAUUGAAUUAAUGGCGAAGACAUUGUAUAGGUUACGAAGGUUAAUCUGUUGUUGUUUUUGUGGUGAAAGAAGCACUACUAUACGAGAGGAACGAUUUGAAGUUGAAUGA
Brugia malayi is the source of this 1170-nucleotide messenger RNA. RefSeq lists its product as uncharacterized. Gene Ontology annotation, cellular component: plasma membrane; neuron projection. Gene Ontology annotation, molecular function: neuropeptide receptor activity; neuropeptide binding. Lineage: Eukaryota; Metazoa; Nematoda; Chromadorea; Rhabditida; Onchocercidae. The coding region runs from base 1 to 1170 and encodes 389 amino acids. The record is from RefSeq and is a predicted model, not a curated record. Gene Ontology annotation, biological process: G protein-coupled receptor signaling pathway. The transcript has 8 exons.